Messenger RNA from Linum tenue, 3420 nucleotides. The record is from the annotation of a GenBank genome assembly. NCBI's taxonomy places the organism in Eukaryota, Viridiplantae, Streptophyta, Magnoliopsida, Malpighiales, Linaceae.
AUAAAAGGAAUUUGAAAAAUUGGCUGUUAAUUACGUGCUUCUUAUCGACUCCGAGAAGAAAAAAGCUUCAGAGCUCCAUUAAUGGAGGCUGUAAUGGCUCCGGCGGGAACAGUACACCGAUCUCCCUCCAGACUCCAAUUCCUCAAGCCUUCUCCCAACUUCGUCAACUCCACCUUCAAAUUCAAGCCGCAACAACUCUACACCUUCCGCAACCGCUGCCGAACCCCGCUCCUUCCUUCCCUAACCUCAAUAAACUGCAAGCUAAAAUCCUCUGGAGAAAUCAAGAAGCAGAACGCCUCUAAGAAGAUUGAGCUAUGGAAUUCCGCCCCGCCGUUGUCGGAAGAGGAAAGUAACGCCGGCAGUGGGAAGAAGGAGCCUGCCAAGGCUGGGAGUGGAAACAGUGCGGUGCUGCGGUCGGUCAAGAAGUUGUCGAGGAAGGUUUUGACUCUGCUGUCGAAUUUGCCUCUGGCUAUCGGAGAAAUGUUCGUGAUUGCCGCGCUUAUGGCUGUUGGUACGGUGAUUGAUCAAGGUGAAACUCCCGAGUACUAUUUCCAGAUGUAUCCAGAAGACAGUCCCGCGUUUGGGUUCUUUACCUGGAGAUGGGUUCUCGCUCUUGGGUUUGAUCACAUGUUCUCAUCUCCUGUUUUCCUGGCAACUUUGGCGCUUCUCGGAGCUUCUCUAAUGGCUUGCACGUACACAACUCAGAUUCCCCUCGUUAAAGUCGCAAGAAGAUGGAAAUUCUUGGACUCGGCUGAGGCAGUUCGUAAGCAGGACUUUUCUGAAACAUUGCCCAGGGGAUCAGUUCAAGAUUUGGGUGUAAUCCUGAUGGGAUCUGGAUAUGAGGUAUAAUACCCUUCUUCAAUCUAUAAAUGACUAAUAGUGAUCUUGUUGUGUGUAUGGUAGAGACCUGUCAAAGUGCAGUUGCAUGGUGGUUGUUACUGAGCAUGGGUUUGAUUGAUCAUCAAUGAGCAACUCUUAGCGCCACAGGAAGCUUCAGAGGAUCAGUAACAGUUCCACAAGGGCUGAAUUUUGUUGUGGGAGAUGUGUUGGGACCGAGUGGAUUUCUCUCCUUUCCUACUGAAGCCUUCAGCACCGAGGUUCACGUCAACAAGUUCUCCAUGGACUAUUAUGAGAGUGGAGAGGUGUCACAGUUUCAUACGGAUCUAUCUCUGUUAAAUCUUGAUGGGAAGGAAGUUAUGAGGAAAACAAUCAGUGUGAAUGAUCCUCUACGUUAUGGCGGGUUUACCAUUUACCAGACUGACUGGAGCAUUUCGGCGUUGCAAGUAGUCAAAGAUGGGGAAGGGCCUUUUAAUCUGCCAAUGGCGCCUCUAAAAGUAAAUGGGGAUAAGAAACUCUAUGGGACAAUCUUACCAGUUGGGAGUAUUGAUGCUCCUAAUGUCAAGGGAAUAUCAAUGCUUGCUCGUGAUCUGCAGUCCAUUGUAUUGUAUGAUCAAGAAGGGAAAUUUGUUGGAGUUCGACGACCUAACUCCAAGCUUCCGAUUGAGAUAGAUGGCAUGAAAAUUAUGAUCGAAGAUGCAAUUGGAAGCAGUGGUCUGGAGCUGAAGACUGAUCCUGGAGUCCCAGUAGUGUACACCGGAUUCGGCGCUCUAAUGCUCACAACAUGCAUCAGCAUCUUAUCACAUGCGCAGAUAUGGGCUUUUCAAGAUGGAACGUCGUUGGUUAUUGGAGGCAAAAGCAACAGGGCGAAGGGUGAGUUCGAAGGGCAGAUUAACCGAUUGCUCGAUCAAGUACCAGAGCUAGUCGAAUCAUCACCAUCGUCAUCGUCGGUCGCUAUGCAAUCUAACAACACUAUGGCUGCAGCCUCCUUCACUGAUCCAGGUGCCAGACCCAGUUGAUCACAUCCCCCCAGCUAAGGAUAAGUGGCUGGCCUCAAAUUGCUAGGAAACAUGCGUGCAAACAUGGUUAAUGGCGAUGGAUGACACAGGACCUCAAAAUUGUGCAGAGAAAGCUAUAGAGCAUGUUCCUCAAGUCUCAGCUUGACAACAUGCAGGAUCGUGAAGGGUGCUACAAAAUACUGAUUACGCCAUACACAAGUUUCAAUCCUGAGAUCAAGGCGGCUUAAGAAAAAGGCCAUGGAAGAAGAGUACUUCUGCUCGUGUUUAUAUCAACUGUAAACCAAGAACUGAAGGAAUUUUGAUUGGAUGUUGUUCAAGAGGGUAGAUUUUACCCAUUUAACAGUACAGCCAAGAAGAGAAAAAACAAAAGUACCCAAUUCCAGCUGCUGUCCCUUCAUUCUUAUUAUACAGAGUGGUUAUCUCAAUCUCCUAUCACUGGAGAAUUCUUCUGACUACUCCUAAUCGACAACCCUUGCCGUACAAGAUCUGAUGAUCAUCGAAUCAUGGGAAAAUCUUGCGCCUCCGCCGUGGAGUCUCUCGCUUCACGUACACUUUCUCCGUCUCGUUUAGAGGUCGGCUCGAGCCAUCUGGCAAGCUUACGAACUUCCAGCCACCGCCCCCUCCACGCUUUCCUUGGGCCCCCAUUUUCUCCACCGUGAAGUUCCACCCUUCAGAUGGGCGGCGCCGGCUAUACUUGUGGCAUUUCACCUUCCCAGCAAUUUUCAUUUUGUUGAACUCCAUCCUCUGGACAAACUCUUGGUACAGCAUUUCAUCCUCUUUCAUGGAUAUCUCAUAGUGGACUUCGUCUGGAUCCCUAGUGGUACCAUCCCAACCCUCGGGCAUCACCUUGAAAUCGGGUUUGUAAGGAAGAGAUGCAACAUGAAACUCCCGGUCAUGGGAAUUGAAAAAUUCUGGGCAGGUAUCAAGCAAAAGUUCAACUGAGUCAUCGAGGACGCGACCACGCUUUCUUUCCUCUUCCUCCUCUUCCUUGAGCCAGAGAAUGGCAUGCACCCUCUGCCUCAUUAUUCUGUAGUCCUUGGCAAGCUUCUCAACAGUGUAAACUUCAGGGUUCUCCUUGUGCAACCGGUACAUCUCUGCCUUCUCUGAAUCCUUAAGGUAAGAUCCUCUGGCACCAGGCUCCUCUACUUGCUUCAACAACCCACUAAUCUCACGUAAUCUCUCCACCCAUCCAUUAACAUAAGCCUUCCCAUUUUUGUUGGCCUCAUCGAGUUCGUUUAACUUAUCAUCAACAUCCUGCAACUCAGAUAUCUUCAAAGAUUGAGAAGCUGUGUUUCCCUCGCCAGCAGGACUUGCCAUCUUACCCACCAUCUCACCAUCAAAAUGAUCCUUGGUCAAUCCAGUUGACCACGAUGAAACAGUGUCCCAUCCCAGAUCAUCAGACCCGGUCGAACCGAAGGACGAACCACCAGCUGCAUUAUUUUCCCACUCGUUUGUUCCUUCAUUUUCACCACCACCUCCACCACUGCCUGACUGUGAAGAAAAGCCAAGAGCCCAAAUGAAUUGGCUUGCUUCAGUACCCAAUGCAGAGGUAGCACUUGUUUCC